Opisthorchis viverrini is the source of this 367-nucleotide messenger RNA. RefSeq lists its product as hypothetical. Gene Ontology annotation, cellular component: nucleus; cytoplasm. Lineage: Eukaryota; Metazoa; Platyhelminthes; Trematoda; Opisthorchiida; Opisthorchiidae. Gene Ontology annotation, molecular function: transcription factor binding; amyloid-beta binding. The transcript is spliced from 4 exons. The annotation marks the transcript as partial. Gene Ontology annotation, biological process: regulation of DNA-templated transcription. The record is from RefSeq and is a predicted model, not a curated record.
AUGAUCCACACUGACCAGUCGAACUGUAAGGUUUUCCAAUGCUUCUACGGCGGUUCCAUUGAGGUCGAUAAAGCUACGGGAGUGGACCAAGUGAAUAAAGCGGUUGAGAUAGGUCUCAGUCGAUUGCCUAUGUCACAAUGGAGUCAAGCCGAGGUGCAUAUUCAGCCAUCUUGUUUGCAAAUCACACUGAAACGAGGACCAACCAUCGAGUGUCGAAUUCGAUUUCUAUCUUUCUGUUCAAUUUUCAAGACGGACGCAAGGCUAUGCGGCCUGAUUCAGCAAUCCGUCACCGGUACAUUCGCCUGCCACGUUCUAAAGCGGGAACCGGACGCUACAGCAUUAUGUGAAGCUAUCAAGGCAGCGUGCG